AUGAACGGCGAGGCCUACGGUUCGAGAGAUACAGGGCGGUCAAGAGACUACUAUGGAUCCCGCUCCGAACGAGAUGAUCGAAGAGAUCGCGGUGAUCGCGGCGAUAGACGCGAGAGAGAACGAAGGCGAUCGAGAUCCCCGCAUCACGGCUCCCGAGGCUCGCGUCGCGAACACGAGCUAGAUUCAUAUUCGUCAAGUCGCGACUAUCGUGCGCGGGAAAGAGAAGAUAGAUAUAGCCGGCGGGAUGAUCGAGAUUGGGACAGGGAUAGAGGCGAGAGAAGACGCGAACCUAGACGUGAAGAGGAGGAGAGACCGCCGCGACGAGAACGAGAAUUGUUUGAUGAUCGGCCUCGCAGAGAUCGCGGUGAUCGCGGCGGCAGGGACAGGCGGCGAAGUCAGAGCCCGGCACAACGAAAGAAAGAACCCACGCCUGAUCUGACAGACAUUGUGCCGAUUAUGGAACGAAAACGCCGUUUGACUCAGUGGGACAUAAAACCUCCGGGGUACGAAAACGUUACUGCAGAGCAGGCAAAGUUAUCAGGCAUGUUCCCUCUACCAGGCGCACCUCGUCAACAGACAGUCGACCCUAGCCGCUUGCAGGCCUUUAUGAAUCAACCCGCAGGCAACGCAAACAGCACGCUUCUGAAGCCUUCAAAUUCACGACAAGCAAAACGGCUCUUUGUCCAUAAUCUACCUCCCUCGGUCUCCGAAGAUACACUUGCGCAAUUCUUCAACCUGCAACUGAAUGGCCUAAACGUCAUCAGCGGCGUUGACCCAUGCAUAUCUGCACAGGUGUCCUCUGAUGGGAAAUUCGCACUGCUGGAGUUCAAAACAGCCUCGGAUGCCACUGUUGCGUUGGCACUUGAUGGGAUUUCACUUGAACACGACGAUGCUAAUGGCACCAGCAGUGCACCGGGCCAGGGCCUUUCGCUAAAGAGGCCGAAGGAUUACAUCGUGCCCUCUGAAGCCGAUGACUCUAAUCGUCAGGACGGCGUUGUUUCAAACGAAGUUCCUGACUCUCCCAACAAGAUCUGUGUCACCAAUAUCCCUCCGUUCAUUCAAGAAGAGCAAGUCACCAUGCUUCUGGUAUCCUUCGGCGAAUUGAAAUCGUUCGUCCUUGUGAAGGACAGCGGUACGGACGAGUCAAGGGGAAUUGCAUUCUGCGAAUAUGUCGAUCCUUCUUCCACGAAUAUUGCCGUCGAGGGGCUGAACGGCAUGGAACUCGGUGACAAACGACUCAAGGUAACUCGAGCCAGCAUCGGUGCUACUCAAGCUGCGGGCCUUGAUAUGGGUGUAAAUGCCAUGUCCAUGUUUGCCAAAACUACGUCUCAAGACUUGGAAACCGGCCGUGUUUUGCAGUUGCUUAAUAUGGUUACAGCUGAGGAACUGAUGGAUAGCGAUGAAUAUGAAGAAAUCUGCGACGAUGUUCGCGAAGAAUGCUCCAAAUAUGGCCAGGUGCUUGACCUGAAGAUUCCACGGCCCACUGGAGGCAGCCGGCAGGCGGCCGGUGUUGGGAAAAUCUACGUCAAGUUCGAUAGCUACGACUCCGCCUCUAAAGCAAUGAAAGCGUUAGCCGGGCGCAAGUUUCAAGACCGGACAGUUGUCACAACUUUCUUCUCAGAGAUACAGUCCAAAAGCCCACCUGGCCCAUCUCAACGGGGCCCGGUGCCACGGAUCCGCCUCUUCCAUAUCAUGCAGGGUUUGAUGCAAUUCGAAAAAUGUCUCCAUGCACAUUGGAAGAGCAUGUACACUGGAUUGUCGGAUUCAAUGACCUGUGCGGAUGCACUCCAUUUUCGACUCCAAGGUGCUUGCCCCCGUAAUCGCCAUCAGCCAACAGGGUUGCCUGGAAAAGUGGAAAAUCCAUAG
Uncinocarpus reesii 1704 is the source of this 1866-nucleotide messenger RNA. RefSeq lists its product as uncharacterized. Gene Ontology annotation, biological process: mRNA processing. The record is from RefSeq and is a predicted model, not a curated record. The transcript is spliced from 7 exons. The coding region runs from base 1 to 1866 and encodes 621 amino acids. NCBI's taxonomy places the organism in Eukaryota, Fungi, Ascomycota, Eurotiomycetes, Onygenales, Onygenaceae. Gene Ontology annotation, molecular function: pre-mRNA 3'-splice site binding; poly-pyrimidine tract binding. Gene Ontology annotation, cellular component: commitment complex; nucleus; nuclear speck.